Molecule: messenger RNA, 1627 nt
Organism: Durio zibethinus
Lineage: Eukaryota; Viridiplantae; Streptophyta; Magnoliopsida; Malvales; Malvaceae
Source: RefSeq, a predicted model, not a curated record
UGUCCUACAGCCAUACAUACAUACACAUAUAUAUAUAUAUAUAUUCACUUUGAUAAGGCAAAUUAAAAUUAUAUUCGAAGCGUUACAGCAAAAGUCUAUACUUGUUCUUCAAUUUGACUCUCUUUGACAGACAAACUCCUUCAUAAAUACAUCAUCAAACACUCACGCAAAUCCAUAUAAUAAAACAUAAACUGACGCAAAAGACAGGUUUUUGGUUAGUGUUGGGUGAGAACUGAAGGAAAGGCCGCCGAAAAUGCACGCUAAGACAGACUCAGAGGUCACAAGCCUCGCCCCAUCAUCGCCAACGAGGUCCCCGCGGCGUCCAGUUUACUAUGUGCAGAGCCCUUCACAUGAUUCUCACGAUGGAGAAAAAGUUACGACGUCGUUCCAUUCCACGCCGGUGCUCAGCCCCAUGGGGUCACCACCACACUCCCAUUCCUCCGUGGGUCGCCACUCGCGUGAGUCCUCAUCGAGUCGGUUUUCUGGGUCUCUUAAAUCCGGAUCUCGCAAGAUCUCGCCUAACGACGCGUCGUCCAGGGGAGCACAUGGGAAGGGACAUAAGCAGUGGCAAGAAUGUGAUGUGAUUGAAGAAGAAGGGCUCCUUGAAGAUGAAGAGCGUGAGAAGGGACUCCCUCGAAGAUGCUAUUUCGUAGCUUUUGUUCUUGGCUUCUUUAUUUUGUUCUCUAUGUUUUCUUUGAUUCUCUGGGGAGCUAGCAGACCCCAGAAACCCAAGAUCACAAUGAUGAGUAUAAAAUUUGAGCAAUUCAAGAUCCAAGCUGGUUCAGAUUUCACAGGGGUGGCAACUGAUAUGAUCACCGUGAAUUCCACAGUGAAAAUGAUUUAUCGCAACGCUGGAACAUUUUUUGGCGUCCAUGUCACAUCAACUCCUCUAGAUCUGUCAUAUUCUCAAAUCAACAUUGCUUCAGGAACCAUGAAGAAAUUUUAUCAAUCAAGGAAGAGCCAAAGCUCUGUAACUGUAACAGUGAUGGGAAACAAGGUCCCUUUGUACGGAAGUGGAGCAAGUUUGAGCAGUUCAACUGGCACAACAUCUCUUCCAGUUUCACUCAAACUGAACUUGGUUGUCCGUUCAAAAGCUUAUGUCUUGGGCAAAUUGGUUAAGCCAAAGUUCUACAAGAAUAUCGAAUGUGACAUAACUUUCGAUUUCAACAAACUCAACGUUCCCAUUUCUCUCAAGAAAUCUUGCACUUACGAUUGACAGAUCGAAUCACAUGGAAAACACGUCGAACUCGAAUAGCCUUUUUAUCUGUCUUAUUUUUUAUUUUUUUUUUCUUAAUUUGUUAUUCUUCGUUUGUUGGAGAGAAGUGGGAAAUGAACGAGAGACAGCUAAGCGGGCACGUUUGGAGAUGCCGGGCAGGAUGUGAGGAAGGCGGUUGUGGACUUAUUGUGGCUGCCCGUGUGCCCAAAAGUGAGUAAACGGAUUCGUUGGAGACCUGUGAGUGAUAACUUUUUGCUUUCUUUUUUCCUUGUUUAAAUGUUAAAGUAAGAAAUAAUUUAUUUUUUAAAAUUAUAUUUACUUAAAUGUAAUUAAUUCUUUUAGUAAUGUACCGAUACAUAAGUUCAUCGUACCCUAAUAAAGUUUAUAUCGUCGGGUUUUUUAAAAAAAAUA